Messenger RNA from Lichtheimia ornata, 1050 nucleotides. RefSeq lists its product as uncharacterized. Lineage: Eukaryota; Fungi; Mucoromycota; Mucoromycetes; Mucorales; Lichtheimiaceae. Bases 1 to 1050 code for a protein of 349 amino acids. The record is from RefSeq and is a predicted model, not a curated record. Gene Ontology annotation, molecular function: DNA-binding transcription factor activity, RNA polymerase II-specific; RNA polymerase II cis-regulatory region sequence-specific DNA binding. Gene Ontology annotation, biological process: regulation of transcription by RNA polymerase II. The transcript is spliced from 3 exons.
AUGCAUGCAGGUGCCGGCCAUUUGCAUCAUCCACCCAUUUCGCCCGCCACACCCAGCAGUAACAAAAUGCAGACACGUGAAUUCAGUCCAGUGAUCCUUUUCCAUGAUUAUUCAUAUCCUGCAUCACCAUCCAGCACCGAAAGGAUGCAUAUACCUUGUGGUGAUCCAUAUUACAGCCCACUCAUUGAGCAAAAAAGAAGCAAGAUCAAUGAAAUGCUUGAGAUCAAUGGCAGACUUUGGAAUAAUGUCAUGCGUAACAAUCGUGAGAGCUCGCCUAAUAGCAAUCAGCACCACCCAUCAUUUGGAAACAACAAAAAUCAAACAAUGAACCAGCAUCAUCACCAGCACGAUCAUUUGACCUCGUUACCGCCAUUGUUAUCCCCUUCAUUAUCUACACAGCAACAACGACCACAAAGCAUGAGAUCACCACCAAUCUUUUUUUCUUCAUCUGAAGUACAAGCUGAGGAUAGCAGCAGCAGCAUCAGUGGUAGCAGCAGCGGUGAAGAAGACUCUCACCAUUACAGCGGCGAGCGAUACAACAUGACAACAAUCACCCCUCCCUAUUAUUGCGACUUUACAAGACAAAAGCCAUCUCGUGAGCUCAGCCAAUUUGAUACAGGCAAAUCGAUCUUUGACGGCGUGGUGCGAAGACGUAGAGGCAACCUUCCAAAGCCUGUUACGGCCAUCCUCAAGCAAUGGUUGAUGGAACAUUGCUCCAAUCCAUACCCAACUGAAGAUGAAAAAAAUUGGUUGCAAAGGCGAACAGGGCUUACGCUCAACCAAAUUAGCAAUUGGUUUAUCAAUGCACGUCGUCGUAUCUUGCCAAUGAUCCUUCUCAAGGCUGCUGCUGCUGAAGGACGGCCUUUGGAGCGAUACAGGAAAAGACGUGGUAAACCUCCAUCAGCAGCAUCAUUGAUUCAACCUUAUCAUGUCAAUGCCAAAUCGAAACCACAAGAGAUGCUGGUCAUCAAGAAACGUGGUACCAAGCGAUCGGCCUAUGCUAACGAUCUUGACGAUCCUCACCAGGCUAAAUACAACAAAGGCGUUUGA